Panicum virgatum (switchgrass) is the source of this 665-nucleotide messenger RNA. RefSeq lists its product as uncharacterized. The coding region runs from base 41 to 511 and encodes 156 amino acids. The record is from RefSeq and is a predicted model, not a curated record. NCBI's taxonomy places the organism in Eukaryota, Viridiplantae, Streptophyta, Magnoliopsida, Poales, Poaceae. The transcript is spliced from 2 exons.
UACCCAUGGAUUCCUCUUCUCCCCCACGCUGUAUGGGGGCAUGGACGAGGACGCCGUGAGGCGGGUGUUCGAAGGCUCUUGCGGCAGCUUCUACGCCAUCACCGCGGUGCGUCGCUGCCGGCACCGCGAGGAGCGCACCCUCGGAUUCCUCGAGAGGAUUAAAUCUCGGGCGGAAUGGCUUUUUGGAUGGUAUGGCGCGGCGCCCGCAGACGUCGAGGCAGCGGCCGACGGCGGCGACCUGCGGACGAACUUGCCCAUUAUGCCUGCUCACCUGGCGCACGACCGAGUGGUUGGAUCUCUUCCCAAGGCAGAGUUGAUCGGAGAUCUCGUACUCACCUCCUGUUCUGCGCGCUUGCACUGGACUGGAGAGAGAUCAUCCCAGCAGGGUCAUCCCAAUCCCAGCCCAGCAGCACACUGUUUCACACGGGCACGGAUGCCUUACCGGAUUCUGUGUGGCAUGUCAUCUAGGAGACCUCGGCGGGAACUUGCGUGCUUCCGCUGUUCAUGGUGAGUUUCAGGCAGACCCGACUGUCCCAAGAGCUCGCUCUCAAAAAAAAAAAGGCCAGGAUCCCCCGCUUGAGAAUGCAGAAGGCUUUGCAAGAGUGACAGGUUACAAAGAACUGGACAAAUCGUUAGCUUUUGCGAGUGUUCAGCGGUUACAAAUG